UACAACAAACAAACUCGGAACAAGGAAGUUAUGCACAGGUGUCUGCUUCCUACUUAUUUAGCGUUACCUUUCAACACCUUCUGCGACAUCGAUCAUCACCGAGCUCCAUCAUGGCUGAAGUUGAAGAGGAAGUAGCGCCAGGUGAAGAGCAGCAGCAAGUGCUCAGCUCUUCUUCACCCGGCGGACCGGAGGACAGUCAUCCGUCUGUCCUCGCAGUGGGCACGGGGGAGCAGCAGCAGGUGCUCAGCUCUUCUCCAGGUGGACCGGAGGACAGUCAGCCGGACAGUGCUCCCUCAGAGGGCACGGAGCAGCAGCAGCAGCCCAGCUCCUCCUCUCCAGGUGGACCGGAGGACACCCAGCCGGCUGUGCACGCAGAGGGCACGGAGGAGCGGGCAGCGGAGGUCGGAGCGGCCCGCCCCCAGUACAGUACCAUCUCCGUGGAGUCAUCUCUGACCCACUUUAAGAUGAUGAGGUUCUUCGUGUUGAGGCCUGGCACUCUGAAUCAGGCCAUCAAAGACAUUGAAGCUCUGGUGGAUAUGGAAGUAGAUGGCAGCGUUCACAGCGUUUGGCUGAUGACAGAGGUGGAUCACUGGAACAAUGAGAAAGAGCGUCUUGCUCUCAUCACAGACAACUCUCUCCUGGUCUUCAAGUACGACUUCGUCAUGUUCGUCUGUGAGCAAAUCCAGAGGAUCCCGCUGAACAUUGUGGACCGCAUCUCCCAUGGCAAAUUCACCUUCCCACCAGCCUCCCUGCUCAAGAGAGAGGGGGAGGGGGUGCGACUCUUCUGGGACCGGCUGAGAGAGCCCUCCUUCACCUCCAGGUGGAACCCCUUCACCGUCGACUACCCCUUCAUCACCUUCACACACCACCCUGUGAGGAACAUCAAUGAGACAUACGCUGCUCUCUGCGACAUCCAGAAGUUUCGUGAACAGCUCAAGGAUGCAGCGCAGAGAGCCCACACUAUAAAGCCGUUUCCUGGCAAGGCCAACGGUGUCCUGGUCCUGAAUCAGAACAUCCUCAUCGAGACUUACGUAGGCAUCAUGUCUUUCAUUGGGAACCAGAACAAACUGGGAUACUGCAUGGCUCGAGGAAACUUCGGCUACUAACUCUUCUGCAUUUGUAUGAUAGUUUUAUCGUCGAAAUUGUUUCCAUGUUUUUAAGUUUGUUUACAGAGAGCUCAUUCAAAUUCUACAAGGUCUGACCGAAGAUUUUUCCAUAUUCAGGUUUGCUUUUGUCACAGAGAAGCCUGGAAUCUCAGGAUGUUCUGUGUGAGGUUUAAACAACCCUGUGAUCUCCCCCAUUGCUUAUUACCAGUGUGUGGUGUAUGAGUACUCAGAAAUAUCCGCAUUUCAACACCGCUCUUCACUGGAUGACGGAUCCCCCGCUGCUCUCAAGGAGCUUUGUAUUUGCUCCUCAGUGAUAUGGUAAUUCAACUCUUUCGCAAUGGGACUCCUUUCUUCCUCCCCCGGUGUCUCUGUUAAAAGCUCAUUCCCAUGCCAUUCAGCCCCUUAGAGAUUCACCGGAGCAUGGGGGCACAUUUGUCAGUUUAGUUUUAUUAUUUGCAGUGUAUUUUUACAGUGCAUACAGUGCUGGAAUUUCCCCUUGAUUUGUGUGUUUACCAUGUGUCGCUCUGCCUUGUUUGGCAUCACCUGUUUGUCUUGUGAGCAUAUCACAGACAAGAAAAUGUAGGCUUACAUAUUUUUUUCUCUUUUCCUUUGUGUUGGUACAAAAGAAGCAGAUUUUUUUUUUUUUUCAUGCAGAUUUCUCUGCAGUGUUUUUCUUUGGCGCAUUUUAAUAGUGAAUAAUCGUACCCUGACCUUUUUUCAUGCUAAAUAAGAAUGCAUGUUUGCUAAAAGAUAAACCUGACAGUUGUGUCUGCAGCUAAUGAGUAAUAAUAUCAUUGAUUUAAAGUUUUUACUGUUACUGUUUGUAACAGAAUGGGCGGUUUAAUACUACAGCAAACAUGUGUUUGACCGCCUGUCGCUUGCAGCUUUUCAUCUAAAGGCCCUGAAACACCAAGCUGACAGUCGAACAUCAGUCAGAGUUGGGCUGUCGGUGAGCGUCUGUCGCCCUAGUCGGUGCGGUGUGUCCUGCACAAAUGCCCUUGUCGCCUCCUGUCUGCUUUUUUUUGGGCCAUUUCAGCAUGUUUAAUCAGUGUUGGCAACAGAGUAGCCCAUCAGUGAGUGAAAUCACUCAACCGGCAGUUCAGCUUAGCCCAACACGAAGAGAAACAGAAGUGAGGAAAGUAAACAAACAACCAAAGUCAAGAGGGAGCCAGUGAGCUUUUUAGCAGAAACGUUUCCUGAUGGUUUGUGUAACUGUUACUGUUGCAAGAUUAAUAUCUUUUCUUUCUACAUUGGAUUGUGUUGUUAAUGUGCUAACUGCCUAACUAGCAUCAAGACGGUCUUCCAGUUUACCUUUUCUAAUUAAGAUUACAGACUACCAUCUGCUGGUGUGGAGAGUUACCUUCUCUCACACAAGUGCAGAACGUACGUGCUGGUUUGCCGUUGUCUGUAGGCUUUACGAUGUGUUCAUGUGCAACUUUCUAGGCAGAGACACAGGUGAUAUCAGGAGAUGCAGCCUCUGAAGUCAGUUUGGUGUGUCUGGGCUGUAACAGCUCACUGUGGCUGCUCCUGAUUGUUCCAUUACUCUUUGCAAUAUUUAAAAAUUGGCCCAUUGUUAAAAAAAAAAAAAGAUUUUUGCAGAUGCAUUUUUGAUGAAACGAUCAUGGUCAGCGCUAACCUUCAUAGGUGCAUUUUUGAUGAACUCUUUUUAUUAAACAUAAGUGGAAACACCAACAUUUUGAAAAGAUCUUGAAAUUUAGAAAACAUUUGUAUACUUGGAGAUGCCUGUGAGGGUUCACACCCACUGAGUUUAGAGCCUGUGACUCCGCACCAGUCCGUUACAACUGAAGAAUCCUCUUGGAUGAGAGGUGAAACAUCUUCAAGAAACUCUAGCAAGUCCAGUUGCCUAUGAUACAGCACUUAUGAAUAUGCUUGAAAAUGGAAAAGUUGGUUUACUGCUAAGAAGUAAAUGCUACUAAGUGCAAUGAAAAAGGAUUCAGCAAAUAAAUAAUUAUGUACCGUCAUGUUAUAGUUCUUAGGAAGCUCUCUUUGUUAUGUCUAAAAGGCUUUUAUCGAGAAGUGAAGGAGCCCCUUGGUAGUCGAGAGGUUACUGUGCAUGCCACAUAAUCACAGUGUGUCCAGUUCCGUUCUGUCCGACCACCUUUGUUGCCUGUCGUACCUUUUCUCUCCGCCUCGUUUCCUGUCUACCUCUUCGCUGUCAAAUCUCAAAUGAAGGUGAAAAAUAUUCCCAAAAAAUAAAACAUAAAGAAUGAAACAAACACUGA
Molecule: messenger RNA, 3349 nt
Organism: Epinephelus lanceolatus (giant grouper)
Lineage: Eukaryota; Metazoa; Chordata; Actinopteri; Perciformes; Serranidae
Gene: tprg1
Product: tumor protein p63 regulated 1
Cellular component (GO): cytoplasm
Source: RefSeq, a predicted model, not a curated record